This is a messenger RNA of Helianthus annuus (common sunflower), 654 nucleotides long. Its product is annotated as early nodulin-75-like. The record is from RefSeq and is a predicted model, not a curated record. Lineage: Eukaryota; Viridiplantae; Streptophyta; Magnoliopsida; Asterales; Asteraceae. The transcript has a single exon. Bases 1 to 654 code for a protein of 217 amino acids.
AUGGAUAUGGAUGAAGAUACUGAUCCUGCCGAGCCACCAUCUGGGACGCCCAAGCAUCCCAUUGAGAUUUCUGACAGAUCGUCUUUUCACGGUUCGCCGUACCGGGCCCCAGACAGCUAUGAAGCAAGGUUUACCUCGUACCCUUGGGAGUUCACUCCCCCUUUUAACCCAGCACCUCCACAGCAUCAACAGGAUCCCUCCGAGGAUUCACGCUUUCAGGCGGUUACUACACCGCCACCGCCGCCGCCAGAGCAGCAACCGCCUCCGGAGCCACCAAGGCGGAGAAGAUCAGGAGCACGGAUGUCCGUGCGAGGGGGAUUCCACUUCAGCACCCCUCAACACUCCAGUGGCAGCCACUACCUGCCACUAUAUGAAGACCUGCAGAUGGGUGGGCCUUCGAACCCAGUUUCCGAGGUGGAAUCUGCGCCAGUCGCACCACCAACAUCACACAUGGGUUAUGAUAACCCGAUUCCUUCAUACGCCGGUGCAGCGGCGUAUAACCCUUUUGAGCAGCCAGCUCAUACUGGCUUCAACUUCUACAACGCCCCUGAUGUUGACCCAUAUCUUGUAGCGGCGAACUACAAUGCUCUUCAUCCUGAAGGGCCCUACGGAGCUUCCUACCAGACUGGAUACCCAGCUUAUAGGUAUCAAUAG